AUCCGCGGCCGUGCCCGGCCCUGGCAGCAUCUCCCACCCCCCCGGCUGAGAUUUGGGACCCGGCAGCCAAUGGGAUCGGCUCCGGCACAGCCGGGGGUGCUCGGGCUCCUCUCCCUCCCUCCUCCCUCCUCCAGACCCCGCUCGCCUCCCUCUGCCACAAAAGCAGCGAAUUCGCUGACAGGGCAGCGCAGGCUCCGCCAGCUGCGGCAGAAAAUAAAAAUAAAAAUAAAAAUAAAAAAAAAAAACCUCGGAGGGGAGGGAGGGAGGGAGGAGGCCGAGGAGCUGCAGCAGCCAUGGAAGAACAGGAAUAACCUCGAUCCAUCCCUCCCUGGCCGAGAAAAAACGCGAAUCUGCGGCUGGAUGCAUCCCCGCGCUGCUCCGUGCGCAUCCCGGCCCUGGGGCUGCACCUGCUGAGCAUCCAUCGGGAGGAAGAGCAGGAGAGGAGGAGGAGGAGGAGGAGAGGAGGAAUGCCGAGCUGGGAUCGAGGCAGGAUCGCCUUUGUUCCCCGCUGAGCGCCUGAGCCCUCCUGAGGGAUCUGCCCCUCCCUGAGCCAUGGGAACCACGGAGGCCACGCUGAGGAUGGAGAACGUGGAUGUGAAGGAAGAAUGGCAGGACGAGGAUUUCCCCAGGCCUCUCCCAGAAGAGACGGGGAUGGAGUCGCUGGGGAGCCCCACAGAAGAUGAGACCACGUCCUCUCCUCCCAACACGCUGAAUUUCAACGGGGCCCAUCGCAAGAGGAAGACGCUGGUGGCUCCUGAGAUCAACAUUUCCCUGGAUCAGAGCGAGGGCUCCAUCCUCUCUGAUGAUUUCCUGGACACCCCAGACGAUCUGGACAUCAACGUGGAUGACAUUGAAACUCCCGAUGAGACAGAUUCCCUGGAAUUCCUGGGCAACGGGAACGAGCUGGAAUGGGAAGAUGACACCCCCGUGGCCACGGCCAAGAACAUGCCCGGGGACAGCGCUGACCUGUUCGGGGACGGGGCCACCGAGGAUGGCAGUGCCACCAACGGGCGGCUCUGGAGAACUGUCAUCAUCGGCGAGCAGGAGCACAGGAUCGACCUGCAGAUGAUCAAACCCUACAUGAGGGUGGUGACACACGGGGGAUAUUACGGGGAAGGUCUCAAUGCCAUCAUCGUGUUUGCUGCCUGCUACCUCCCGGACAGCAACCUGGCCGAUUAUCACUACAUCAUGGAAAAUCUCUUCCUGUACGUGAUCAGCAGCCUGGAGCUGCUGGUGGCUGAGGAUUACAUGAUCGUGUACCUGAACGGGGCCACGCCCCGCAGGAGGAUGCCAGGCCUGGGCUGGCUGAAGAAAUGUUAUCAGAUGAUCGACAGGAGGCUGAGGAAGAACCUCAAGGCUCUGAUCAUCGUGCACCCAUCGUGGUUCAUCAGGACCGUGCUGGCCAUCUCCAGACCCUUCAUCAGUGUGAAGUUUAUCAACAAGAUCCAGUACGUGCACAGCCUGGAGGAGCUGGAGCAGCUCAUCCCCAUGGAGCACGUGCAGAUCCCAGACUGCGUCCUGCAGUAUGAAGAAGAGAGGAUCAAGGCCAGGAAAGAAAGGGCAGAGGAGAAACAAGACAUGGCUGAGAGGGAAAGCAGACCCGUGCCCCCAGCAGAGGAUCAGGAAACCAGCAUGUCCUGAGAGGGAGCAGCACCGAAUGCAGCAGGAGGAGCAGCCUGGCAGUCACCCACCUCAAGGACCUUUUUGGGGACAAGACCUUGCCACCACCUUCUUCCAAGUCCUGGAAAUCCUGGAGCUGCCUCCUCUGCCUCCAAAGUCCUUCAAGCUUUUGGGAAUAAUUUUCCUUUAAAAGAACAAAACCCAAGCAGAAAACAGAGCAAGAGCAGCACUUUACAGGACAGGUUCUGGUGUGUUUUGGGAAUGAUCUGUGGAGAGAGCGUUGGCACAGUGCAAAUACUCACUGUGUAUCCUCGUAGUAAACCAAGAGCAUCCUCCAGUCCAUGAAAACCCAGCCCAGAAAGAGAAUUUAUUUUUGUUUUAAAUUAUAAAUCCUUCCCCUGACUCGCUGCUGGCCAGCACGGAGCCCUUCUGCUUUGAGCUGCACCCCCAGGAUCCUCCAGGACAUCCCAAAAAAAAACUGAAAUACCGGGAAUGAUGAUUCCAGGCAAUGGAAAGAACUUUUCCCUCCUUCCCACAGCCAGUGUGAGCUCCUUCCUGAAGGUACCAAGUGCCCAGGGCAGCACUGCCAGCUUCCAUCAUCACCCAUUCCUCUGCAACUCUGCCAUCCCAAGGGGUUUUCCUGGGUUUUUCCUGGUUUUUCCUGGUUUUUUUCCCUGUUUUUUCCCUCUUUUCCAUUCUCUGAAGGGAAUGGCAGCCCCACAGAACCUUCCCCUGAACGCACACACACCAAAGGGUCCGGGUUUGGAAGGAGCCUUAAGGACUGGGGAGUUUUCCACGCCUUGUCUUGGACAAUCACUCGCUGCUGAUACCUCCUACGAGCUGCUAAAAUGUUGGGAUUUCCCCUCGGGGGAUUCUCCUCCAGCAGAAUUCCUGCCUGGAAUAUCCCAUGGACAGGGAAGGGGCUGGGCUGGGGGCUGGAGCAGGGGGGACAUCGACUCUUGGAAUUAAAUUUUGGAUUUUGGAGCUGCAGGGGGACAUUGACUCUUGGAAUUUGGAGUUUGGAUUUUGGAUUCCAGAGCUGCAGGGGAGACAUUGAAUCUUGGAAUUCAAUUUUGGAUUCUGGAACCCAGAGCUUCAGGGGGGGACAUUGACUCUUGGAAAUUGGAAUUCAGAUUUUGGAUUCUGGAACCCAGAGCUGCAGGGGAGACAUUGAAUCUUGGAAUUCAAAUUUUGGAUUUUGGAACCCAGAGCUGCAGGGGGGACAGUGACUCUUGGAAUUCAAUUUUGGAUUUUGGAACUGCAGGGGGACAUUGACUCUUGGAAUUCAAUUUUGGAUUUUGGAUUCCAGAGCUGCAAGGAGACACUGACUCUUGGAAUUCAGAUUUUGGAUUUUGGAGCCCAGAGUUGCAGGGGGGACAUUGACUCUUGGAAUUCAAAUUUUGGAUUUUGGAACCCAGAG
Messenger RNA from Catharus ustulatus (Swainson's thrush), 3040 nucleotides. RefSeq names its product ATCAY kinesin light chain interacting caytaxin (gene ATCAY). The coding region runs from base 553 to 1641 and encodes 362 amino acids. Lineage: Eukaryota; Metazoa; Chordata; Aves; Passeriformes; Turdidae. Gene Ontology annotation, cellular component: cytoplasm. Gene Ontology annotation, biological process: apoptotic process. The record is from RefSeq and is a predicted model, not a curated record. The transcript is spliced from 13 exons.